AUGGAGAUCGCUCGCACCUCCAUGAUCCAUGCACGUGCGCCCCAUUUUUUGUGGCCCUACGCGGUUCGCUACGCCGCCCACCAGCUGAACCUCUGGCCUCAUGUCUCACGACCAGGGGAUUCACCGACCGGUCUUUGGACCGGGUCCCCUGGUGUUGCAUCGGAGUUUUCACGUCUGGGGCUGCCUUGCGCUUGUCCGCAACACACCUCUGCGGAUAAGCUCUCGGCUCGCGCCAUCCAGUGUGUCUUCCUUGGUUUCCCAGUGGACUCUCCUGACUUUGCGUUUUACCACCCGCCCUGCCACCGUUUCCUUGACUCCCGUGACGCCCAGUUUGACGAGUCAGUGUCCUACUACGCUCGCUACCCCUGUCGAGGUCUCCCGGUUCCCCCUCCUCCCCUCUUCCUCGCCCCCUCUCCUCCUCCUGCUCCCGCUCCUCCGUACCCCCAACCCCCCCUGGUCCUGCCCCGUCAGGUGUGUCUCACGCUACCCCUCUACCCUCAGUUGCGCGUCCAGUUCCUGUGGACUGAAGGGGUGUUAGAGCUGGAGGUGCUGCUACUGGAGGUGCUCGGUCAGGGGGUGCUCGUUCGAGGGGUGCUGGAGCUGGAGGUGCUGGCACUGGAGCUGGAGGUGCUGGCACUGGAGGUGCUAGUUCGGGGGGUGCUGGAGCUGGAGGUGCUGGCACUGGUGGUGUUAGUUAUGGGGUGGUGGAGCUGGAGAGGUGGUGGCACUGGUGGUGCUACCUCUGGAGGUGCUGGCACUGGAGGUGCUAGUUCUGAGGAGACUGGAGCUGGAAGCACUACUACUGCGCCUCCCAACCGCCACGACACCGCGUCUCCAGGUGGCUCGCCGGCGUGA
Molecule: messenger RNA, 855 nt
Organism: Closterium sp. Naga37s-1
Lineage: Eukaryota; Viridiplantae; Streptophyta; Zygnematophyceae; Desmidiales; Closteriaceae
Source: the annotation of a GenBank genome assembly